CGAGUAUGACCUUUAGUAAAAACGAUAAAAGUAGACAGUAGGUAUUAAUUUGACCAAAUGCGUUCGGGAAUGAAUAAGCUUAUGAAUAUAUUGUAAGCAGUUUAUUAAGUUUCGUUUUAAGUGGAAUAUUAAUAAAUCUAGCCCGCGGAUUGUGAACUUCAUCUAUAUGAAAGAACAUUAAUAUUUACGUUAUGAAUUCGGACAGUAAGUGAUCACCGAUGGUAGAAUAGUUUUGGUGGAAAGCGUUUUCUCCUCGUUCAUGUCCGUAGCGUGGCGGCCAAGUCCCGCGGUAGCGCAGGGUUCACGCCGGGCGCCUCGAUCACCACACUCGGACUUGACCAGAAAGAUAUUUACCCCACUUAAUCAACAUUUAUUUGGUACCCCGUGGGCUUCGCGUCUUCCGGACAUUUACUAACGGCCCCCAAGGAAGGUGGAACAGUGUCGGGGUCACGUCGCCAACGUGGUUACAACUAUUAUGUGCCUCCGUAGUCGUGUGUUUCAACGCAAGUGCCCAGCAGCUAACGUCUUAUUCAACUGUAGUUAGAAGUCGCGAGGAAAGCGAGUGAACUUUGACGAUGGGUCAACGACGAGUGACUGUAGACACUGAACUGCUGCCGACUUCUAGCGCGCUAGUAGUGAUGAAGAUGAUCAUCACAGGUUUCUUAUUUAUUUUACACACCCCAGAGACUGAUGCCGUAUGUUCGCCCCUUUAUGGGGGCGAGCCGUGCUUAUUCGUACCUGCCCCUCCGGGUAAAACACCAUCGUGUGCUAGACCAGGGUUAACGUAUUGCGAACAUUCUCCUCAUUAUCCAAAAGAAUUAAUAAAACAUCUAAUAACUCUUUGGAGAUAUGACAAAAGGACCCUUUUCUUAGAUGAAAGUCCUGAGGAGUUCAACUCCUACACACAUCCUUACCCCACCGAAAACUACAGUCAUAAGCCUCUUCCUGUUUACGGCCCUCCAAAUUUAUUAUCUCCGGAAAAUCAUCUUCCUGAACCAAUAUAUAUACCAAAACCUCCCUUUACCCACAAUUAUAAUCCUCUUAGUAAUCAGUAUAUUCCACCAAGUAGAAAUUUUUCGGAUUUUCUCGGGUAUCCAGAAAGAAGGCCGUACUCGAACCAAGAAGAAGUUUCAUCUAACCAACUUUUCAACUACAAACCUCUCUACAAGCAGCAGGAAGAAUACAACAGGCCUGGUUACUAUAACCCGUUCAAUAAUUAUCAGCAACAACAGCAAAACUUUCCUCAACCCCAGAAUAAUUACAAUUACUACAAUUCUAAAGAUUGGUGGCAAAGGCCAAUCCGAGACGUCAAAGGUCAUUUGAAAACACGAAGUAGAAGAUCCACUAAAGUUCGAAGACAUCGAAGGGAAUUAGCGACCUUGUUGACUGCAUCUAAUGUGACUCUUUCUUCGAUUCAUAAUCGAAGAAAAAGACAAAGCAAUCCAACAGGUCAAACAUUAUGUCAAGCGAGAACACAAUUUGUGAUGCCUGAGGCUGCUAUGAACUCCCAGGGCAACUGGAUGUAUGUUGUCAAUGUACAGGAAGGAAAUGCUAAGUUCACUCAGUUAGUAAGGAGUGAAACUUGUGUUUCUCAACAAUGUAGCGGUCUUUGCGGCUUGCCAACUGGUUAUACAUCGAGAUGUGAACAAAAAUAUAUACAAAAAAGACUAGUUGCUUUAGAGGGUACAGGAAAUAAUCUUUAUUCGGAUCUAUUUUGGCUUCCCAGUUGUUGUGUAUGCACACUAUCGCAAAGUUAAUAAAUAAUUUGACCAAAGCAAAAAUUAACUGCAUAAGUAAAAAGAAUGUGUACGUUGGCAGAGCACCCCAAAAAGUGUUCAUUUAUUACUCUAGAGGUUGAUUCUCUUUUUUUUUUUUAAUAUUACGUAAUUACUAAGUAUUUUUGUACUUAAAAAGAAAUAAAUAGCAAUUAGUGUAGCUAUACUACACUAACCCAAAGUCAAAAGCAUUUUUAUUUAAUUAAUUUGAUAAUACGAUAAUUAAAUAAAUUACUGUUACGCAACAAAUAAGCUGCAAACUUAACUUGGAAUUUUCAUUUGUCAGUAAAGAUGAAACUUUCUUUCAUCCGUAAUAAUGCUGACGUAAUAUUUGUAGGCCUCAGUUUAAUUCGAUUUUAGAUCAAUUUUUUGUAGAUCAUUCUUACUUUAUUUGUAAAAACAAAAGCGAGCAAGUAAGUUACAUAAUAUCAAAAUACCUACCU
This is a messenger RNA of Agrilus planipennis (emerald ash borer), 2218 nucleotides long. RefSeq names its product protein spaetzle 5. Gene Ontology annotation, molecular function: Toll binding; growth factor activity. Gene Ontology annotation, cellular component: extracellular region. Lineage: Eukaryota; Metazoa; Arthropoda; Insecta; Coleoptera; Buprestidae. The coding region runs from base 576 to 1757 and encodes 393 amino acids. The record is from RefSeq and is a predicted model, not a curated record. Gene Ontology annotation, biological process: central nervous system formation; innate immune response; regulation of Toll signaling pathway. The transcript has 6 exons.